CGACUCCGGGCCCUCUGCCUCGACGCGCCCCCUUCUCUCUGGAAAAACACACACCACCCCUUUCCCAAGGCUCGGCUCAUCGCGGCCCCUCCCGGAACCUCCGCCUCGACGCUCCCCAGACUCCACUCAGUGCUGCUUCCUGGAGAACAGAGAGGGUGGACGGCCCCCUUACGCAUCGGUGUUGCGGGGCCUAGCGGGGCGCCAGCAGGAAACUGUCGGCCAGUGUGCCCACCGCACUGUCUGCCCGCAUCCCCAUUGCCUCACAUCACAGGGGAAAGGCUCAGCCAGCCGCGGGCCACCGGGACAGAAUGGUGGCCUGAAGCCCAAACCCAGCCAAAGGCACUUCCCCAGAUUCCCUGAGACCUAGGCAGCAUCGCCAUAGCCCACAUACGGCGCCAGAUUUGUUGAGCAUUAAAGCGUUGGUAGGUCCUCUGUACAUGGCCACAUAGUUAUCCCAGGACCCCACAAGGUAGGCGCGCUUAUUUCUGUUUCACAGUCAGAAAAGCAGGCCCAGAGAGGCCCAGAAGCUCAAAGCUGUAAAUGACAGAGCCCAGGCCGAGCUCUGUCCGCGUCUCCUAUACCUCCCAACCCUAUUCACUACACAAACGCAUGCGGCCUGCAGGACGGUGCUCGCCCCAGGCCAGGAAUGCAGAGGUCCAUGAAACGGCUGGGCACGCAUGUCACAUGCACGCAUGCAUUUCACAUACAAGCACGCUUGCGGAAAGACGGGGGCUUUUCUCUCUGUGGUCAGGGCCCCAGCGGCCUUCCCCUCUUCCCUCUCACUCUGGUUCAUCCUUCCAGAUGGCUCUGCCCACCCAAGCAACCCAGACUGUGAAGAGUCCCGGGAAAGCAGCAGUAGCGGCGGCUCCGAGCCAGAGCCUUCUGGCCGUCAGCUCUUCUGCCUAGAAUAUGAGGCGGACAGCGGCGAGGUCACAUCUGUUAUCGUGUAUCAGGACGAUGAUCCAGGAAGGGUGAGCGAGGAGGUGUCGGCACACACGCCUCUGGAUCCACCCAUGCAAGAGGCCCUCAAGUUGCGCAUCAAGGAGGAGAUUGCAAAGCGCCAGAGCCGAGACUGACGGGGCCGAAAGCAUUCCCUCCAGGCUGGGGUCGCUGCCCAGGGAGCUCCCUCGUUUGGGGGUGCCAGGACCAGUCUGGCUGAUCUUGACACACAAACACACCCCAGAGCUGCUAGAAAAGGGUGCUGCAGGGACAAUGCCUGACCACCUUCCUUGUAUGUUGGCCCAUUGACCGGCCUGAUUGAAAAUUUUUGAGAAUUUUGUUUGGCUAGCUUGGUGUUCUAGAAGCAGAGACGCCGGGAGAGCCAAGGUUUAUGAGCCUUAUGCCAACAUGCUGCUGUCUCACCGAGUUCAUAUGCCCUGGGAUAGCUGGUCACUGCUGCUCCACCCAGCUCCGUGAGCCGCGUUACUUUAGGGUUCCUUCCCACUGUGCUUCUGCUCAUGUUCAUGUUUUCUUAGGUCUUUUUUUUUCCAGCUGUUUCUUUGUUCUUUCCUUUCCUUCAUCUUUUUGUCUCCAAGUCCAUCAGUUCCGUCCCACUCCCCACCGCCCAAUGUGACUGCACCUCCAGCUGCUCAGGACUUUGGAGGUUUGGGGUCGUGGCAGGGUGAGGGGGCUGCUACCUUUCUGACACACUCGCCCAGUAAUCCCGAUACCAACACAGUGAGAGAUGGUCAUUUUUGAGGCCAACUCCCAAGCAUGUCUCCCUCCCCUGCCAUGGCUUUCUCAGGUUUCUGUCAUGCCCCACUGCUCUACACUAUCUAGAUAAGGAGACGUAAGAAGGUGAUGCCAAAACUAAAUUGCAAGGAUUUCUUGCAGCAAAACCUGCCUUGGUUAGGACUAAGCUAGAGUUCUAGCUUUCAACCUCAUCCCUAAGGGGAAUUAUCAAAACAUGCUUAAAACUGCCUCUCCAAAUGUGGUUUAACAGUCUGGAACAUAGAUACAAAGAGCAAUUCAACAGCAAUAAUUGCCUAUUUAGAACCCUAGUUGCAAAAGGGUUGGGGGUGGGGAGACAGGGGGAGGCCCAAACAAUGUCUCAGAGGAAAUGAACCUCUCAUCUGCUCUUCCCCUGCCCAUUCUUUCUCCUUUCCUGCCUCCCUAAGAGUAUAUAAUCUCCCAACAGAUCCUUAUAAUAAAAAUCCCAGGAGUAUCAGUGCUUCCACUUAAGUGAACAUUUUUCCUAAUGCAGGGUUAGGCUAAAGAUCUGAGAAACCCACGCUGCAGUUCCAAGCCUCUUCGGUUUUCCAGUACAUUGGGACCUUUUUAGUCAAUUGAAAUUUAGGGUUGAUGUGAACCCAUGAGCACUGAGGCUUCUUGAAACCAAAGUCCACCUGCCCCAGGGGUUUCUCCACAUCAGGGCCUCGCGGUCAGUCUGGCUGGUCCAUCGCAGCAACGUUCCUCUUAAAGGGCACCUGAGGGCACUCUUAAAGUGCUAAGGUGCAGGUGGCCAGAGCUGACCCUGCCAGGAACGUCCGGGUGGAUUCGUUAGAAGGGCCUGGCUGUGAAGGAACCAGAGUGCUCCUGACCCACAGAGCUCGCCCAAGGUUAAAGGCCUUAAACUUGCCGGUCCUGGGCUCAGUUCUACUCUUAAAGGGGAAAGUUUGCCCUCUAUAUAUUCAGCUGGAGUCAAAGUGCCUUUUAACAUAAUGUUAACUACCUACCCUCCAGAGCCUGGGUCAAGGUGGCUGUGCCAUCAUCCCAGUUUCCCUGCCGCUCAGGGGACCAGUCAUUUUAGUCUUCCAACUCUUCAACUGAUCCGACUUGGACAUAGGAUUUCACUGGAACUCUUAGACUUCCCAGUCUGGAAAUACUUUGGGGUCCAUCUUCUCUCCGCUGGAUGGCCUGCUUCCUGGAUUUAUUAUAAAAUUUAGAAACAAGACCAGAAGCAGAGAUUUUAGCCUCCCUUCCUGUUUUGUGAGAAGGGAAGUGUGUACCUGUUGUCUUUCUAUGUUUGUCAUGUAAUCUCACACACUCAGGUAAGAAUUAAUGAGAGCUCUUUGCAUGUAGAAUUUUUCUUGCACUUUGCAUAUCAAGUGCAUAUAAAAUAUUUUCCACUCAAGAAAGAUCGAAUUCUUAAUUUAUGCAGUCUGACUAUAUAAAGCACUAAGCCUGGUGCUUGAAUGAGAGGUUGUCCUGCAGAACAGAACUGUGGGGGCUGAGGCUGCAUUGCUCUAGGUGUGCCCGAAAUGCUGCUCUGGUGAUGGCCCUCAGCAGCUUUCUAGCACAGGCUCGUUGCUUAUUUUGCCACCCGUCAUCUGGAAUCUAAGAUGGUAUUAACCAGUUUAUUCACCAGACUUACCUCCAGACCUCUGGCAGCUGUUUUCAAGAACCGGUGCUUUGCCUUCAAGGACAGUGUUCAGAGCAUUUCCCACAGGCUCUAGAUAAGUCCCGAAGGGGACUAUCCCGCCCUGUUAAUGCAGUGGCAACAGUGUUGGACUAGCUGGAAGCAGGCUGCUUCAGAUUCAACCCUCACUUGACUAGAUACCUUCUUGGCUGUCUCAAAAAAAAAGUCUGGUAGCCUGAUAGGCAUAUCUCAUGUCCAUCCAAAACUAAGUGUUCCUUCACUUACUGGGAGUUAAGCCUUGGAUUUUAAGGUUUUGUGUUUCCUGGGCCAAAGUGGGUAAUGUUACAAAUAGAAGGAAGCUGGGGUUUGCAUGGGGCUUGGGCUGUGAAAAAAAAAAACAACAACACAAAAAACACUGAAGCUUGAGUUCCAGCCAGUUGGCAAACAUGGAAGUCUUUGGUGAACAUAACGCAAGAAAAGAAUGUAAAGCUUUUUGUAUUGAGUGAGAGAGUGGGAGUCUGGAGCCAGGCCAGACAUUAGGAGGACCGAGCAGCAUGGGCAAUAACAAAUGCUCUCUAUGGAAGAGCCUCUGAAAGAGAGAUUCCAUCUCUAUAGUCUACCCUACGGGGCACACCCAACUAGAAGUUAGCCGGGAGAGCUGGAAGGAAUCCUUUGGGGUAGUGGAUUCCCAGCUGAUUCCAUUGAAGCCUUUACUAUAGAAAGAGGAAUAAAGACAUUAUUUUCCUACCUCUGAGCCUUUGGGAGAAUCACCAUAGAAUGUUGAAAGUUAUUCAAAACAUUUUAAGCUCCCUCUUUGUAUUCCUGUCCUGUCCCUGAGGAAUUUGAUGGCCAAGGAGCCGCAGGCACCCAGCCCGAAUUUCCUCAGUGAUUGGAGUGAAGCUAUAAGUGAAAACCUGAGUGAAUGGCUCCUCUUUCCUUUUCAGAGCCACCAGAAUGACAGACUGGUUGAACUGAUUACGCUAUGAUGUUAAAUGUAUAAAAAGCCAUAUAGUCUUCUGUUUUCUCAUUUCAGUGUUUCUGCUAUGUAGAUGAAUAAAAAGUAUGCAAAUUAUUUGAAAAAUCCUGGAGGGAAGGUACUUUUCAAAGACUGUAAUUUUUUUAACCAAUAAACAUUAUUUUUACAAG
Myotis davidii is the source of this 4444-nucleotide messenger RNA. RefSeq names its product chromosome unknown open reading frame, human C2orf68 (gene CUNH2orf68). The transcript has 2 exons. Bases 678 to 1076 code for a protein of 132 amino acids. The record is from RefSeq and is a predicted model, not a curated record. NCBI's taxonomy places the organism in Eukaryota, Metazoa, Chordata, Mammalia, Chiroptera, Vespertilionidae.